AUACGGGCAAAUGAAGAGAUUGCUCAGUUGUCGUCCAACCGUCGUUACCGACGCCACUUACAUCGAGCUCUUCACGGCCAGACAAACUUGUCAAUAACUAGAAGUUCAACAUGUCACUCCUAACAGGCAGCGCAAAUGCGGUGAAAUACACGCUAUUUGGAUUUAAUCUGAUAUUUUUGAUCACUGGCAUCAUUCUUAUAGCAGUUGGAGCUGGCGUUGGCGCCGUUUAUACUGGCUAUGAACUCUUCCUGGUUGGCAAUUUCUUCUCAAUACCAACGUUAUUGAUUGUGACUGGCUCGUUUAUCAUUCUAAUAACCUUCUUUGGCUGCUGGGGUGCGCUGAAGGAGAACUAUUGUCUCAUCCUGAGCUUCUCGGUGAUGCUGUUCAUCAUAUUCAUUCUGGAACUGGCUGGUGGCAUUAGUGGCUAUGUGCUGCGCAGCCAUGCCUACGAAUAUAUAGACACAUCGCUUAAGGCAUCGUUGAGUAAGUAUUCCGCCUUGUCGCAGGAUCCAACCACGAAACUUUGGGACAAUGUGCAACGCGAUUUCACCUGCUGUGGCAUCACAAACUAUACGGACUGGGAGCCUGUGCUGGGAAAAACUGAUCUUCCCUUGUCAUGCUGCUCGAUACCCGUAGGCCAAGUGGGCACAUUUACCUGCGACACUGACAUUUACAACUUGAACUACAACGACGAAGGAUGUCUGCUCGGCUUUUCCGACUAUAUAGCUGAUCAUGCGGUUAGUUUGGGUGCUGCUGGCGUCGUUAUUGCCGUCCUUCAGUUCUUUGGCGUCAUCUUUGCCUGCUACAUAGCGCGAGAGAUCAAAAUUCGCAAUGGCAUCACCGGCAUUAUGUAGACGUCUGUAAUUGGGUCCACUGUUAAAAUGGAUGCAAGUCAAAUUCAUGGCCUGCAAUCUUAGCUUACUCUUAAGUCACAAUUGGUUCUUCAUUUCCCGCUUUUCAAGGCUAAAUUAUAAAAUAUUUGUAAACGUAUAACUUUAUGAAUAAAAAUAAUUUCGCUAUUAUACAUAUACUAGAACAUAAA
Molecule: messenger RNA, 1042 nt
Organism: Drosophila grimshawi
Lineage: Eukaryota; Metazoa; Arthropoda; Insecta; Diptera; Drosophilidae
Product: CD63 antigen
Exons: 4
Coding region: 111-854 (247 amino acids)
Cellular component (GO): membrane
Source: RefSeq, a predicted model, not a curated record